This is a messenger RNA of Corythoichthys intestinalis (scribbled pipefish), 4226 nucleotides long. It is a transcript of the gene rps6kl1, whose product is annotated as ribosomal protein S6 kinase-like 1. The record is from RefSeq and is a predicted model, not a curated record. The transcript has 12 exons. The coding region runs from base 245 to 2473 and encodes 742 amino acids. Gene Ontology annotation, molecular function: ATP binding; protein kinase activity. Gene Ontology annotation, biological process: protein phosphorylation. NCBI's taxonomy places the organism in Eukaryota, Metazoa, Chordata, Actinopteri, Syngnathiformes, Syngnathidae.
GUGAUAUCACGCUCAGCCUAUCGGAGGCAGGGCCUGCCAUUUCUCCUCCUCCGCUGCUCCUCGGAAGCGUGUGCGGUGUGCUCGAUGAUGCUGAUGCUGCUAAGGCGUACGGUCGGCCUCACCGGAUAAGACCGUCAUGCUCUGUCCCAGAGGUCUCAUCCUGGUGCUCAUUGGGGGAAGAAGCACACUUGCCUCACAAUAUGGCUCCAACAGUGACAGCUAGCAAAGAUGUGUCCUGCUUUUGAUGAGACCAGGAAGCAAAGACCCAACCGGACAAAGCCUGGGCUCGAGGAUGGCCAAACGUGAUUACUUGGUGGAGGCGGCCAAGCAGAUUCACAUGGCUCUGGACAGUGAGGUCAACGAGGACUAUGAGGCAGCUUUCAGUUAUUAUAAGAAUGGCGUGGACUUACUCUUGAAUGGCGUCCAGUUGGACCCAAACAAAGAGCGUCGGGAGGCUGUUAAGAGGAAGACGACCCAGUAUUUGAAGAGAGCUGAGGAGAUAUUCAUAACACACCUGCAGGACAACCUCGGGAAAGGCAAUUCUCAUUUAGGGGGCUACAGCAGUCUGAGAUUCCGCCCGGUAAGACACUUGAGUUCUCCUGUGGAGGAUCUGGAGAUGUGUAAAGUGGUGGGCGUCAGUGAUAAGGUCUUAGUUGUGCAAAGCAUGGUCAAUAAGGAGACAUUUGUCGUAAAGAGUCUGAUGAAGUCCAGCUGGGAAAGCAGGGAGCAGCCGACCAUCAUCCCUCAAGGAGUGCCGUACAUGGUGAAGCUGCUGCGGUACUAUGUCAGCGAGGACACCGUGUACCUCCAUCUUGAACAUGUCAAAGGUGGGAGGCUUUUCUCAAAACUUCACAAACUGCGAAAGGAGAGAGCAAAGGAGCACCCAGAAUGCAUCACAUCUGGCCAGCGCAACGUCAAGAUGAAGAGCAGCUACACCUCACCCGCAAUCUGCACAGACUACAAGCACAGCGUCAGCAAGGAAAGCGGUCCUCACAAGCCGAACGACGAGAGCCCGGAUGCGGAAGACCCGAGGUCUUGGGAAGAGACCCGGCUCCGUCUGGACAGCUGUCGGACCUACUCCUACAUCGAGGAGACGGGUUGCCUCCAGAAUUCCCGUUCCGCUGCGCCAUUCCGCACAGAGACUGACCGCGCCACUCUGCUCUCUGGACCCGCAAGCACGCAGGUCAACGCUCGCAUCCAUCCGCCAGCUCCGACUUUGUGUCUGCACUCGUCUCAAACUCAGGACAAGCUCGCUCUUCCUCUAUCUUGCGCUCGCAUCAGUCAAGCUCUGGACGUCAUGUCAGAAGUCAAUGAGAAGAAAGGUGGAAUUGGACUAAUAGAGUGCAGCUCUGACUUUGAAGCGGCUUGGAAGGCUGCAGAUCCGGCGCGUAGAAGUCAACAAAUCAACCCCUAUGCAGUCCCUGACAUGAAGAUGACAAUUCAUUCACACAACUCAAGUCUUAGAACAGAAUCUCCAAACACUAAAAAUCAGUCUUCUCCAGCCAUUUUACAUCUUCCACUUCAUUGCCAAACACAAAUUCACGGUAGGGCGUCUUGGGAUGCCCCGAGCUUUUCCCAGGGACCGGCUUUAAGCGAGGCUACAAACUUAGACGCGAAGCAAGCCGGCAGCUCCCCUUCAGAGGAGCAUAACGGAGUGGUGGUUCUCAAGAGCACGGACCAAGCCGUGUUCUCGGACCACUCGGAAGCACGGGCCACCUCGGGGAGCGAAUGGCCCGCAAAGGAAACAAGUCCGAUUAGUGAAGAACCUUUAAGUCCCGGAAAAGUGUCCCCGACCGCCGAGGGAUCCUUUUCGAGCUGGUACUCCCCCCGCCUCCUCGGAGUCCAAAAGAGGACUGAGGACUCACCAGAAAGGACGGGAGAUGACCAGAUCAUUGAGGUGGAGGGAUGGUGCCACGUACCUCGUUUACCGCUCAAAUCCUCAGAAAAGUCCGGCCGGCAGACUUGCUGGGGGCUUCCCGAAUCCCAAGUGAGUGUGUGGGGUGCCCAGAUCUUGUUGGCCCUGGAGAGCCUCCAUCAACAGGGCAUCGUAUGUCGGGACCUCAAUCCCAGAAAUGUUCUGCUAACCAGCAACGGAAAGGUGAGCUUGACUUUUUUUGGGCAGUGGAGUGAGGUUCAGUCCGAAAUCGACUGCGACGCUAUGGAAGAGAUGUACUGUGCACCAGAAAUUGGUGGAGUGUCCAGAAUUACAGAAGCAUGCGAUUGGUGGAGUUUGGGGGCACUAUUGUUUGAACUUCUCACGGGAAUGCCUCUAUGGCAGCUCCACCCAACAGGAAUCAACUCCCACACUCAGCUGCUCAUCCCCGACCACCUGAGCACCGCGGCUGCAUCCCUUCUCACCGAAUUACUUCAGUUUGACGCCGGCUAUCGUCUGGGGUGCGGCGGCGGAGGUGUGAGCGACAUCAAGUGUCACCCUUUUUUCAGUGGCGUCUCCUGGAAGGCUCUGAGCUGCUAGCCGGGCCCAGACGCCCAUUCACCGAGGCCUCAGACAGUCAUGCACCGGAAAUGACGAGAGGAUCCCAAUUUUUUAGCUUUCCCAAAGAAAACUGACAAUGAAGUCCCAUUAAGAGCAUGUACUGUAUUUCUAAGAUCACUAUACAUCUUCAGACUACAGGUACUCCCUGGGUUACGAUGUACUCGACCUACGCAACUUCAACUUUACAACGCUUGAGUCUCGUCUGCCAUUUUGUUUUGUUGUUGUUUUUGUUUUAGUCACAUAUACAGUACCUUAUUGUACCACACAGUAUCUUUAAAAAAAAAUUUUUUUUUUUACCUUACUUCAUUAGUAUGGCAUGUUCUGUCCUCACUAAAUGUGAUGUUGUUCAGCUUUACAGACAGCAAACAAGGCAAUUCAGCUUUUUGAAGCUUUUGACUUCAUUUUUGACAAUUGGUAAAACUAACACACAUUUGUUCAAAGUCAAAAAACACUUGACAUGAAACAAUUGUUCAAACGUUCAUUUUAGGGCUGUCAAACGAUUAAAAUUUUUAAUCGAGUUAAUUACAGCUUGAAAAUUAAUUUAUCGUAAUUAAUCACAAUUCAAACCAUCUAUAAAAUAUGUCAUAUUUUUUUGUAAAUUAUUGUUGGAAUGGAAAGAUAAGACACAAGAUGAAUAUAUACAUUCAACAUACGGUACAUAUUAGUACUAUAUUUGUUUAUUAUAACAAUAAAUCAACAAGAUGACAUUAACAUUCUCUUAAAGGGAUCCAUGGAUAGAAAGACUUGUAGUUCUUAAAUGUUAGUACAAGUUAUAGAAAUUUUAUUUUAAAACCCCUUUUAAUGUUUUCGUUUUAAUAAAAUUUGUAAAAUUUUCAAAAAAUAAACUAGUAGCCCGCCAUUGUUAAUGCCAAUAAUUACACAAUGUUCAUGGGUGCUGAAGCCCAUAAAAACAGUCGCACCCAAGCGCCAGCAGAGGGCGACAAAACUCCAAAAAACACAAGUAACAAGUGGACAUUGCACUGCUGCUGUCAUUUUAAUCUGUUUGAGCGGGGCAUGUGCGCUAAUUGUGUCAAAUAUUUUAACGUGAUUAAUUAAAAAAAUUAAUCACCACCCGUUAAUACGAUAAUUUUGAAAGCCCUAGUUCAUUUAUGCUAAUCUAUUUGUAAAUUUAGUAGAUUAGCCUAAUUUGCCAACAAAAGUCUUAAAUACUACGAAUGCUAACAUAUUUACAAUUCUCUUAGCAAAUUGCUCACACGUAACUCCACAAACUUUAGCUGUAAAAAUAAUUACAAAUGCAUGCUCAAACAUAUAUUAGCUGAAACAACUUACAGCCUUAUGUGGGCCAAACCAGAGCGCAGCUGUCCUUUAUCCAUGUCAGAAGUCUGAGUCUGCUCAGUCUUACAGCCAGACCCAAUGCUGCCACCAAAGGGCAAUGUUUCCUCCACAAAAUACAAUACUUUUGGACUUUUUGUAUAGUGUAGGAGUACUUAAAGGGUAAACAGCGUAGGAAGGCAACUCGUCUGUAACCCGGGGACUACCUGCAUUGGACUUUUGAUAUUAAUUUUCUUUAAUAUAUAAGACUAGCAUACAUGAUGUUCUCCCAUUAUCCCCAUGCAUGAAAAUGGUUAACAUUUUUACAAUCUUUUCAGUCACCUUUAUCUUAUAUACUGUGUGUUUGUAUGACAAAAUACAUUUUUCACCCAGAAUUCUGCCAUCGUCACACCAUCUAACAGCUCCGGAACAUUCUUUUUGUAGGUACAAAAAAAAAAAA